This is a messenger RNA of Entamoeba invadens IP1, 444 nucleotides long. RefSeq lists its product as hypothetical. The coding region runs from base 1 to 444 and encodes 147 amino acids. Lineage: Eukaryota; Evosea; Mastigamoebida; Endamoebidae. The transcript has a single exon. The record is from RefSeq and is a predicted model, not a curated record.
AUGAACCAAAUGCUCUUGAUGUGUUUUGCUACAUACGUUUCGGCGUAUUUCUGUUUGAAGUCUGCGAGCGGUGAGAAAAGGGGAAUUGUGUCCUACGAGUUGUAUCAUGUCAACAACAUCACCACUUUCCUCACAACAAACCUCUGUGGAACGCUUCCAAAUCAUCCAACAGCUUCUGUCAUGUUGGUUAACACAAAAGAGGUGGAGUUAAACAACAUUACUACAGAGGUUAUUACAACCACGAACACUCAGUCGAACAACGAAGUGAUUCUUCACUACACUUUGAGCAAAUCCAUUCCUGAUUGCCCUGUUUACUCUCUUUCUAUUAUUUACAAAUGCAACCAAACCGCAUUAGAGCCUCAAAUUGUAAAUGUGGACUAUGAGACCACCGAUCCAUUUUUCUGCUCAAACAUUGUGUUUGUUUUCCAUGUUGUUAUAUUUUAA